GGUGGAUCCGGCGCACUGCCCUCCCCCCGAGCGCCGGCGGCGGGCGCUGAAUGAGAGACGCCGACUGCUCGGCCGGGCGAGCGCUGCCUCGGAGCCGCGGGCGACGCGGAGGCGACGGCCCCGGCGGCCCAGGAGUGCCGCAGUGCCACAGUUCAUAACUUGCAAACUGUAAAGCCUGUCUCACCCAGAUAUGAUUGCUCGGGCUGUAGCAUCACAAAUAUAGGAUAAUGUAUUUGUGGCCUUGGACAUGAAGUAAUCAGACUCUGUUGCUGUUAAUGUAGGACCAGGGACUGGUGAGGGAAGCAUGGACCUAAUGAACGGGCAGGCAAGCAGUGUUAAUAUCGCAGCCACUGUUUCCGAGCCCAGACCCAUCUGCCUAGCAAUGGUGCCUCCCUAGUGGCUGGAUCCUCCCUCAUCAAUCAGCAGUGAAGAAAAUGUUCUACAGACACGACUACAGAAAAGUAGCAGCUCUGAGUCGUUAAGUGAGAAGGGUUCCGAACUGAAGAAAAGCUUUGAUGCUGUGGUAUUCGACGUUCUUAAGGUUACGCCAGAAGAAUACGCGGGUCAGAUCACGUUAAUGGAUGUUCCAGUGUUUAAAGCUAUUCAGCCAGAUGAGCUUUCAAGCUGUGGCUGGAAUAAAAAAGAAAAGUACAGUUCUGCACCAAAUGCAGUUGCUUUCACAAGAAGAUUUAAUCAUGUAAGCUUUUGGGUUGUUCGAGAGAUUCUCCAUGCUCAGACCUUGAAGAUAAGAGCAGAAGUUUUGAGCCACUAUAUUAAAACUGCUAAGAAACUAUAUGAACUUAAUAAUCUUCAUGCACUUAUGGCUGUGGUUUCCGGCUUACAGAGUGCACCAAUUUUCCGGUUGACCAAGACGUGGGCGUUAUUAAGUCGAAAAGACAAAACUACUUUUGAAAAAUUAGAAUAUGUAAUGAGUAAAGAAGAUAACUACAAAAGACUCAGAGACUAUAUAAGUAGCUUAAAGAUGACACCUUGCAUUCCCUAUUUAGGUAUCUAUUUGUCAGACCUGACUUACAUUGACUCGGCAUACCCAUCCACGGGCAGCAUUCUAGAAAAUGAGCAAAGAUCAAAUUUGAUGAAUAACAUUCUUCGAAUAAUUUCUGAUUUACAGCAGUCCUGUGAAUAUGAUAUUCCCAUGUUGCCUCAUGUCCAAAAAUACCUGAACUCUGUUCAGUAUAUAGAAGAACUACAAAAGUUUGUGGAAGACGAUAAUUACAAACUCUCGUUAAAAAUAGAACCGGGGGCAAGUACGCCACGCUCAGCUGCUUCCAGGGAAGACCUGGCAGGACCUGACGUAGGAGCCUCUCCACAGAGCGGGAGGAAGAGCAGUGGUGCCGAGGGAGCCUUGCUGCCACAGACACCCCCGUCUCCUCGGAACCUCAUUCCACAUGGACACAGGAAGUGCCAUAGCUUGGGUUACAACUUUAUCCAUAAGAUGAACACAGCAGAAUUUAAGAGCGCGACCUUCCCAAACGCAGGGCCGCGGCACCUGCUGGACGACAGCGUUAUGGAGCCCCACGCACCAUCCCGAGGCCAAGCGGAGAGCUCUACGCUUUCCAGUGGGAUAUCCAUAGGGAGUAGUGAUGGUUCUGAACUAAGUGAAGAGACCUCGUGGCCAGCUUUUGAAAGGAACAGAUUAUACCAUUCUCUCGGCCCGGUGACAAGAGUGCCCCGAAAUGGCUAUCGAAGCCACACGAAGGCCAGCAGUUCUGCGGAGUCAGAAGACUUGGCAGUGCACUUGUUCCCCGGGGCUGUUACUGUCCAAGGCGUCCUCAGAAGGAAAACCUUGCUGAAAGAAGGCAAAAAACCCACAGUGGCAUCUUGGACAAAGUAUUGGGCAGCCUUGUGCGGAACACAGCUUUUUUACUAUGCUGCCAAAUCUCUGAAGGCUACAGAAAGAAAGCAUUUCAAAUCAACGUCAAAUAAGAAUGUGUCUGUGGUGGGAUGGAUGGUAAUGAUGGCUGAUGAUCCAGAGCAUCCAGACCUCUUUCUGCUGACUGACUCCGAGAAAGGAAAUUCAUACAAGUUUCAAGCUGGCAGCAGGAUGAAUGCAAUGCUGUGGUUUAAGCAUUUGAGUGCGGCCUGCCAGAGUAACAAGCAACAGGUUCCUACAAACUUGAUGACUUUUGAGUAAAAGCCUGAGAAAGAAGAGGUAUACCAUUGUUCCCACAUGGAGCAAGGACUUGCCGAGAGCCCCAGCUGCACCAUCCCGUGCCAGGAAGAGCCCCCAGGCUCAGCCCAGCCUCCGGAGCUCAGAACCAAAAGCACUAAUUUCAGGGAAUAAAGUGAGAUAUUCCCAGAGAACAAAUUGGAGUUGCAAAACAAACUGCCAUGAACUAUGCUUCUUAUCUCCAAACUGACCUGUGGAAACCACUGCCUUAACAGAGUGAGAGGAAAACCAACACCAAAUAGUGUGUGUGAAUCUUCUGGCGGUGCUGUGCUUGGAAUAAAUUGUAGCUAAUUUGCAUUUCUUUUAACUUUGUACUAAUUUUGGAGGGGAAACCAUCUUUUUUAGAUACACUUUAAAAAGGAAAAACAUUUCUUAUGGAUUCCAUCAGGAGCUGUUUUAGAUGCGGGGAGAGCACCUGUGAGGAGCAGCCGACAGCCCCUACCUACAGGGUCUGCUCAGGCUCUGAGAACAGCUUCCUCGAGUUUCCCACUGCAAGAUGUGGAAUGAGGUGAUGAUGAUGAUGUAAGCUGUGGGUUUGCUUGGGAUGGGAUGUGUGUUACUUUGGAUGAGGGAUCUAUUUCAACACUACCAUGUGGAAUUCAGUGCUAGACAGAGAGCAUGAUCUGCAGGAGGCACGGAGGCCAAGUGUUCACGUGCCAGCAGGCUCCAGAAACACGGUUGUUUCUAACUGGGGUUCAAGUUAAACUUCCUAUAUGAAUUCAUUGUUGGGCCACAAACCUGCCUAAGAGAACGGUAAUCCCAAGCUGAGGUUUUGCAGCUUUUCUCAAAGCGUGUGGAUUCUCCGGCCACAGGGGUCAUGGUCACGGGCAGACCCUGCCCUUUGCAAUGUGUAACAGCGUCGUGCCAGACUUUUUUUUUUUUAAUUGAAUUUGUUUUUUGUUCAGUGUGAGGUUCAAAAGCAUACCUGUUUAAAAGAUUCUUCAUGUAUGUGUAUGUAUUUUAUUGUAAGAUGAAACAAUUUUAAGAAGAAUAAAGGCAAAGUUUGCAGUUCUGGAAGUUAAAAAUAUAAAA
Messenger RNA from Meriones unguiculatus (Mongolian gerbil), 3220 nucleotides. It is a transcript of the gene Ralgps2, whose product is annotated as Ral GEF with PH domain and SH3 binding motif 2. Gene Ontology annotation, cellular component: plasma membrane. The coding region runs from base 578 to 2152 and encodes 524 amino acids. Gene Ontology annotation, biological process: Ras protein signal transduction; positive regulation of GTPase activity. Lineage: Eukaryota; Metazoa; Chordata; Mammalia; Rodentia; Muridae. The transcript has 22 exons. Gene Ontology annotation, molecular function: guanyl-nucleotide exchange factor activity. The record is from RefSeq and is a predicted model, not a curated record.